GCUGGCUUCUUUCUGAUUUCAAAGCCUUUCUAUCAAGCAUUCUAACAAGAUAGCACUGGCAUUUGCUCUGGUGUGACCGUCUGCAUAUCGUUUUUAUUUUGACACCCCUCUUUUUGCUAUCAUUCACACACAUUCUGGGUCAAUCCUAAUCUCGUACCCGCAAUGGUUCUCUUGAAACCUCUCGUCCUCGGAGCUCUUGCAGCUACCGCAGCUGCCAAGUCUGCCGUCAUUGACCUUCUCCCAUCCAACUUCGACAAGGUUGUCUUCGAGUCUGGCAAACCCACCCUUGUCGAGUUCUUUGCCCCAUGGUGCGGCCAUUGCAAGACCCUCGCUCCUGUGUAUGAGGAGCUGGCCCUCUCCUUCGAGAGCCACAAGGACAAGGUCCAGAUCGCCAAGGUCGACGCCGACGCCGAGCGAGAGCUAGGCAAACGCUUCAAAGUCCAGGGCUUCCCGACUCUCAAGUGGUUCGACGGCUCGAGCAAGGAACCUGAGGAGUACAAUGGCGGCCGCGAUAUCGAAAGCCUGACCAACUUUAUCAUCGAGAAGGCCGGCAUCAAGCCCAAGAAGGCCCAAAAGCCCCCUAGCGAGGUUGUCAUGCUGAGGGAGGGGACUUUUGAGCAGGAGACUGGCAGUGAUAAGCACGUUCUUGUGGCCUUUACCGCCCCUUGGUGCGGACAUUGCAAGAGCCUUGCUCCUAUCUGGGAGGCCAUCGCCGACGACUUCGCCCAGGAUGAGGACGUUCUAAUCGCCAAGGUCGACGCCGAGGCGGAGCACAGCAAAGCCCUCGCGAAAUCCCAGCGCAUCACCUCCUAUCCGACCAUCAAGUAUUUCCCCAGGGGUUCGACUGAGGCGGAGAUCUACAGCGGCGGUCGCACCGAACAGGCCUUCCUGGACUUUAUCAACGAGAAGGCAGGCACCCACCGUGCCGUCGGCGGUGGUCUUGACGCCAUCGCUGGCACCAUCUCCGCCCUCGAUGCCGUUGUCGCGAAAUUCACCGGCGGCACUACACUUUCUGAGGCGGCCGAGGAGGCUCAAAAGGAGGCGGCUGCCUUGGCCGACGGCGCUCAGCAGAAGUAUGCGGAGUACUAUGUGAAGGUGUUCAACAAGCUCAACAGCAGCGAGGGUUGGGCGGCCAAGGAGCUUGCCCGUCUCGAGGGUAUCCUCGCUAAGGGUGGUCUCGCCCCCUUCAAGCGGGAUGAGCUGACCAGCAAGACCAACAUCCUCCGGAAGUUUGUUAAGGACACGGCUGAGCGUGUCCGUGAGGAACUGUAAAUAUUGGGCGUGGCAUAGCAUGGUGCGCUCUGGAACAUUGCUUUGUACAUAAUAAGAGAAGAUCAAGCCGUCUUCCACGGACGAGCUUUGUUUGAUUCCGCACCCAUUUGGUUCUAGGUAGACCUGGUGGGUUGUUUUCCAUAGCCUAAUGAGCCUUCGGAGCAC
Molecule: messenger RNA, 1437 nt
Organism: Sodiomyces alkalinus F11
Lineage: Eukaryota; Fungi; Ascomycota; Sordariomycetes; Glomerellales; Plectosphaerellaceae
Product: disulfide-isomerase erp38
Exons: 2
Coding region: 163-1272 (369 amino acids)
Biological process (GO): protein folding
Cellular component (GO): endoplasmic reticulum
Molecular function (GO): protein disulfide isomerase activity
Source: RefSeq, a predicted model, not a curated record